Molecule: messenger RNA, 1437 nt
Organism: Theileria annulata
Lineage: Eukaryota; Apicomplexa; Aconoidasida; Piroplasmida; Theileriidae
Exons: 3
Coding region: 1-1437 (478 amino acids)
Source: RefSeq, a predicted model, not a curated record
AUGAAGCUCAAUAUAGCCCUUAUAUAUGUUUUUAUUAACUUAUCUCUCAUAAACUUUUGCUCUGGAGAUAACCCAGAGAGCGACUCGAAUGUUCCAGAUGAAGAAACCAAAGUUCAGGGAGAUGAGGAUGAAAACAAGUUGGUCGAAUUGGGGGAUGAAUUAGAAGAUGACAAAAGGGCACUUGAAAACAAUGUUGAAGAAGUUGAUGGAGCGGAUGAACGCCAAUUAAAAGCGAAACGAAGUAAGAAAAAUACAAACAAGGGUUUGAGGAGGAGUAAAGCCAUCAAAAAAGGGAAAAAACCGAAACAAAAGAAAGGAGCUAAACGAACAAAAAAGUCAAAACCAAAAAAGAAGAACAAGAAAAAUAAGAAAAGCAAGAAAAACAAAAAUAAAAAAAGCAAAAAUUUAAAGACCGAUCCACCUAUAGAUCCUGAAAAUGAGAAAGCAACUGAAGAAAAGAAUGAUCCAGAGUUAGAUGCGGAGGAAAACCCCGUGUUACCAGAGUUAGAUACCGAUGAAACCUCCUUACCAGAAUUAACUGAUGAGGAAAUUUUAGAUACGCAACUUGAUAACUCACUAGAUAAAACUAAGCGGUACUGGGACUCAGAAAUUCUUGAGCCUCAACACGUGAUAAACGAGUGGCUUGCAAUUUCUGACGGGAAGAAGUACGACUCUAAAUCUGCAGGGAAAUUCCCCUUCUCAACUGAUGAUGAAAAUGAUUAUGACCGAUACUAUUUGUCUCAGAAGUUGAAGAAAUCAAGGAGCUCACACAACAAAUAUGCUUCUGGAUCUAAGUUCAAGUCUGAGGAAGGACUGAAUACGAAUUACGUGAUGCCUGUGAUUAUAGAUGGCGAAUUACUCAGAUUGACACAUCCAGACACCAGAGAGGAUGAGUUGGAAAAUAUGAUAAUAAAUAAAAAAUUUAAGCAAAAUUACGGAAAUCAGAUACCAAACCAAGGCACAAUGCCUGAUGAAAUGGAAUCUGGUAGUGGAAGUUAUGACUUACAAGAGUCUCAGGAAUCAUAUUCUCCUGAAUCUAUGGGAACGUACUCAAAAUUAGAUCCUGAAAAAUAUGAAAGUAAUUACGGAGAAACGAUUCCAAAUGAGGAUGCCGAAAGAUCAGUUGAUUACGAGAAUAAUUUAGGAACUCAGGGGUCUGGAAAUAUAGGGGAUAAUGCGGAAAUGACUGAGUCAGAUAUGUCAGAGUUCGUAAGUGGACAGGAAGACCAAUUGAAUGGUCUUGAUAGUAUAAACCAAGGGGAUCAAACUGAAAAUGAUUCAGAGUGGCCCUUUGCAGAUAUGGACGUGUUUGAUGAACAAGAAGGUGAUGAGGGUAUAAAUACUUCAUCUAAAAAGGAUUGUAAGAAAAUGAUAAAAGAAGUUAAAAAAAGUUACGAAACAAAGCUUAAACAAAUCAAGAAGUUAGCUUCUCGUUAG